This is a messenger RNA of Lactuca saligna, 876 nucleotides long. Lineage: Eukaryota; Viridiplantae; Streptophyta; Magnoliopsida; Asterales; Asteraceae. The record is from the annotation of a GenBank genome assembly.
AUGAAUCGAGCUAUUUUGACAACUAAAAAUACUUUUGUUGAUGAGAUAAAUGAUAUCUUAACACAAAAAUUCCAAAGAGAAGAAAAAGAGUACAUUAGCUUUGAUGAAACUCUUGAUCCAAAUGACCAAGCUCAUUAUGAGGAUCUUCUACAUUCUUUAACUCCACAUGGUUUGCCACUACAUAAAUUGAUUUUAAAGGUAGAUGCACCUAUUAUAUUAUUGAGAAGCAUGAAUCCAGCAGAAGGAUUACGUAAUGGUACAAGACUCUUUUGCAAGGACUUUGAUAGAAAUGUUAUUCGAGCACAUAUAGCAUUCAGUGAUUUUGCUGGGAAAGAGGUAUUUAUUCAUAGAAUACCUUUACAACCACCCUCGGGUGAAGAAUACACAGUGCCAUUCAAAAGAACACAGUUUCCAAUCAAGGUAUGUAUUACUAUUAAUCCUCAUAUAUGUAAUGUCAAUGGAAAUUCCAGAAUGCAUUUCACGAUGGUAGUUCCUUUCUUUGCCAAACAUAUAAACAACCAUCAAAGAAACUACUACUAAAUCGAAAUUUUAUGAUAUUCGGCUUAUCAACAUGAAUACACUAUUCGAUGAGAUGAAAAAACAUUUAGUGCCACAUCAUAUGCAACUACAAAAGGAAAGGGACAGAUUCAGUUCACCAGAAGAAGACAUCAUACAACUCUACAAUUGCUUUAUUACAUAAACCUUGCAACCAUAAAUUGUAAUGUCAAACGGUUUCAUUUAAUUUUAUUUCAAAUUUAUUGAUAUGUAUAUAUGGUGAAUUAUGUCAUAUUGCCACUGAUUGGUCAUUUGUGACCUAAAUAUUUAAUUUUUGAAUUAACUCAACUAUAAAGGAAAAUACGAAUAGUUUUAAUUGCC